Messenger RNA from Solanum verrucosum, 876 nucleotides. Its product is annotated as elongation of fatty acids protein 3-like. Gene Ontology annotation, biological process: fatty acid elongation, monounsaturated fatty acid; very long-chain fatty acid biosynthetic process; fatty acid elongation, saturated fatty acid. The record is from RefSeq and is a predicted model, not a curated record. NCBI's taxonomy places the organism in Eukaryota, Viridiplantae, Streptophyta, Magnoliopsida, Solanales, Solanaceae. The transcript has a single exon. Bases 10 to 876 code for a protein of 288 amino acids. Gene Ontology annotation, molecular function: fatty acid elongase activity. Gene Ontology annotation, cellular component: endoplasmic reticulum membrane.
AUUUGUUCGAUGAUUCACAUUGUGCGUUAUUAUCUCUCUGAGCACCCUUGUGUUGUAAAUUUCCGUUGGAGUCACAGCCAAUCAUGGGGUAACACGUGGUUCUUCCUCUUCACCUCUAUUGCAGCCUAUGUUAUCUUCUCCCUCUUCCUCCACCUUUUUCUUUGCCUCCUCUUCCGCAACCGCCGUCCUCUCCCUCUCGGUCCCAUCCCCGCCGUUCACUCCCUCUCUAUGGUCCUAAUUUCCCUCACCAUCUUCACCGGAAUACUCCUCUCCGCCGCCGCUGAAAUCCGUGAAACUCGCUGGUUCUGGCGCCGUAACAAAACCACCACUUUCCAAUGGCUCCUCUGUUUCCCUCUCGGCACGCGCCCUUCCGGACGCGUCUUCUUUUGGUCCUACAUUUUCUAUCUCUCUCGCUUCCUCCACACGCUACGUACUUUCUUCUCCAUUCUCCGGCGUCGAAGACUCUCCUUCUUUCAACUCUUCAACCACUCCAUACUCAUAUUUAUGUCCUUCUUGUGGCUAGAAUUCUCGCAAUCGUUUCAAAUACUAGCAAUACUAUUUACAACGUUUUUAUAUUCUGUUGUUUACGGUUACAGAUUCUGGACCGCGAUUGGAUUGCCAAGCGCCUGCUUCCCGUUUGUUGUAAGCUGUCGGAUUCUGUUACUGGGAUGUAACGUUGUGUGCCAUGUUGGGGUGCUUUUGCUCCAUUUCAUGAAAGGUGGGUGUAACGGAAUUGGGGCAUGGGUUUUCAAUUCAGUGCUCAAUGCUGCUAUUCUAUUUUUAUUCCUCAAUUUUUAUGUGAAGGUGCACUUGAAGAAUAGAAAUGGUGUAAAAGAUACUGAAAUUUUGGACUCUCUGAAGAAUAAGGAUAGUUGA